This is a messenger RNA of Venturia canescens, 2643 nucleotides long. It is a transcript of the gene aos, whose product is annotated as protein argos. The transcript has 4 exons. Bases 972 to 1874 code for a protein of 300 amino acids. The record is from RefSeq and is a predicted model, not a curated record. Lineage: Eukaryota; Metazoa; Arthropoda; Insecta; Hymenoptera; Ichneumonidae.
CUUCGUGUACCCCGUGGGCGCCAUUCUACGCCCGGCAUUCACCUACUAUACUCGGCCACGAGUCAUCCGAGUCAUUCGAGUCUUUCGAGCCAACUCGAACAAGCGAAUAAACAAAAUCAACUAAAUACUGUACGAAUUUUCGAAAGCCAGUGCGAAAAACACACCGGACACGAUAGCGAUCAGCGUUCUUGCUCUCAUCAACCGAGAAAUCCAAAUUAUUUUUCGAUCCCUUGUGAAAAGUGUCUUCUUACCAAACCCUCUCAAGUGCUCAGUGCUCAUUAUUUUCUCCCGCGAAAAAUAUCCAACGAAAUAUCUCAACGUUUCCACAAAUCGUGAAAUACAUUUUCGACAUUUUGAGACGUCCAUCGGUUCUGCUCCUUUUUUUCACUCGAGAAGAGCAGACCAGCGUUUAUGGAUUUGCCAAGUACCGAUUGGAAAGAUCGACAAAUCGUAAUAAGAUGGACUUUAAAUAAUUGACAGUUAUCGAGAGGGGUUUCUCCAGCGGGCUGUGCUUCACAAGUUUUAUCGUCGUUAAUGUUUGCUUUUCUCCCAACAGACGAUACUCUCGGGUCUCAGGUGCGAUUAUACGAGACUCUCGAUCUUGUUUGUUUUAUAACAUAAUUAUAUAAGCUGUAUUUAUAUAUACGCUGAUAGAUUGGCUUAAAAAGCAUAUAUUUAUUGGUCGAAGCCACAAAAGAGCGAUAGACGGCUGCUCGGUCGUCCCGGCGAAACAAGUGUUAUGUGAUCCUCGACUUGUCCACCAACACGGAUAAUAUUAUGCGGUGUAAAGGCUCGCCAGCUCCGACAUUAAGCCGGUAACGAUAGCGCCUGAUUAGUAAAUGUUUAUCAGCCCCGCAAAAUCAUUUCGCCGGUUUUGAUAUUUCGCGGUAUCGAAAAGUCGGUGCUGAAGAAAACCCGUUGAGGAGAACGAUCAGAAGGAUUGCGAGAAAUUCAUUUAUACGAAUCGUAAAAUGAAGUGUCAAAAAGUGACAAUAAAGAUUAUCAGAUUGAUCGUACUUUUGAUCAGUUUGACGAUAACGAGAACGAGAUCGAGUCUUCUCGGUGUCGAGCUCGACGAAGCGGGCGAAGAAUUUUUAAACGAAUAUCUGUCACUCGACGAGAGUCGGUAUCUCGCCGAGCUCCACGAGUUUCAGGAUGCCGCGAUCGAGAUCGAUCUUAUCGACAGCAAAAAACACCGGAGGCCGCAUCAAGAGCCGAGGGUGCUUUAUCAAAUUGGGGAGAGCGAAGAAGAACUGCCGGAAUGCUCGGAUCGUAGCGAGGUCUGUAGCAAGGUUGAUUUGUACGGUGCACCGUGGGUCGAGAGGCAGUGCCGAUGUUCAGGUGGACGUGCCUGUCCGAGCAGCCUUCAUGCCGACGACGGUCACACUAUCGUCGACAAGACGCGACAGUACAAGUUAUGCGAGCCCGUUAAGAGAUUGCCGAUCUGUCGUUAUUUCAAAGACGUUACGUGGACUCUAGCUCCGGGCGGAGGACCGGCGAACGCGACGGUCCAAAGGGUGCACUGUCGUUGCAGACCCGGUAGCGUUCCGUACCUCGUGAGACGACAACCUCACAGGUCACCCGAGGGCAAUCCAGGUUUCAUCUACGCUUUUGCCUGUUCCCCACAAAGCAGGUUAAGAUGUCAGCACAAAGAGCCCUGCAGAUUAUUCACAGUGCGCAAGAGGCGAAGUUCGCAAUUGGAGGAGGUGAACGCAUCGCCGUUGUGUCAAUGUCCAAAAGGUCACAGAUGUCCGAGGCGUCAUACAGAUCCGGGUUCGCUUCCGGCGAGAUCGUACUCGGGUGUGCUCGGGAUAAAGACUUACAGCGGUUACUGCGUGCCGUCGCAUCGCACAGAGCCUGUUUACACUUUGUGAAAUUCGAGGCCUCGGAGCGAGCGAAAAAAUAAACGGAAAAACAAGAAUAAAAAGAAAAACAAAAAGCGCCCACGCACACGAGUCUCCGAAGUAGGGCAUAAAGAAGGAGAGAUGCGCGAAGUGUUCCGACCAGAAGCUCGUCUGUUGAAAAGUUUAACAAUGACGAUAGAACGUUCCGUGGGAUCGGAUGAAGAGCAAUAACGAAAAAUACAGAACAAGUUUCUCGUUGAAAGCUUUCCGCUCUCGCUCGUAUGUUUUUCAGGCCGACGUGUGCACAAAUAUACAUGUUAAUAAUAAAACAAAAAUAUUUAAAAACAAAUAUAAAUACGUUUAUCGAGGUUCAAGACGAAGCGAGUUCGCGAUUGCACGAAAGUAAAUAAAUAAACGAUCGAAUAAACAAGCAAACGAACACUGAAUUAUCCCGCCGAAAGUUACCGAUGUUGUUCAGCGAACCAAAAAAAAACGCCACCAAAGUUGGAAGAUAACGAACGGAAAAGAACUGAGAUCACGAUCUGACUUAUCGACCGUGGAUUAAAUCGACGACUUUCACGUAUUGCCCGCUAAAUCGCGAUCUACGAAAAUUUAGGAUAGAGCUAUGAGGCGGGGGGUGCAGCAAGUCCACGGAGCUUUCUCGCAGAGAAAAUAUCUUUGGAUAUUAAAAAAAAAAAAUAAGAAAAAAAAACGACAACCCCGAAAAAUGUCUUGAAGACUCUGUAUAUCGGGGAAGCGGAGAGUGAAAAAAAAACCAAGGCCUUGUAAAGGUCGCGCG